AUGAUAGUGCGGUUGCUUUUCUUUUCAUAUUUCCUCCUACUGUUGACUGCCACGCAACUCACUGCGCAGGUAACUGAUGAAUCCACCACAAUUACAUUCGCACAUGAAAUUGGCCCAGUAGAAAAACUCAAGCAGCCACAGUUGUUGUGGUUCCUCACAUGGCGCUCAAGUGAUGAACAAACCACUUCAAUGGCUAGUGUGAAUGCGCCUGCUGGCGAACUCGCUGUAACCCUCAAUACGGAAGCGCAACAAUUAACGAAAUAUGUCGCGGGACUGCAGUGCGAGGAGUCCCGAAAGCUUAACGCGGGAUUCCGCUCGGGGCGCUGCACACUUUUGUUGACGGCCUGCGAAGCGGAAGAGCGGGCAGAUGUGUUCUUCAACUACCGCGUGACUAAACAUAUUGAACACGAUACAACUCUAGGCGACACAGCGACUCACGUUAGUAAACUAUAUGAAGAAGGUGACAAUGAAGAUGCCGUAGAGGUGGGCACAGUUACGUACAGUGUGGAAAACAGUAGUGAUGAUGAGCGUGAUCCCAGUGUUGCAUUUAUUUUGGAGUUUAAUUUAACAGUGAAAGCGGGUGGCUGCAAGAAUUGGAUUCCCUCCUGGUUGAAGGUGGAGGGACUAUCACCUGAUGAAGUGGAGAUGCGCACCUGGCGGCGAAGGGCUGCCACUUCUGUUGUGGAACGAUGGGGUUAUCCGCUACUUUUGGCGGCUGCGGUGUAUGGUGCGUUGCAUGCCUUGACUGCAAUUGCGAGACGCCACCAACAGGCCGCGGCGGAGAAGAGGAAAAAGAUGAAGUAG
Trypanosoma brucei brucei TREU927 is the source of this 804-nucleotide messenger RNA. RefSeq lists its product as hypothetical. The transcript has a single exon. The coding region runs from base 1 to 804 and encodes 267 amino acids. NCBI's taxonomy places the organism in Eukaryota, Euglenozoa, Kinetoplastea, Trypanosomatida, Trypanosomatidae. The record is from RefSeq and is a predicted model, not a curated record.